AUGUCACUUGAGUACUAUCCUUUGGAUCAUCAGACGUGUUUGAUUGAUCUGGCUAGCUAUGCCUACACAACUGAUGACAUUAAGUAUGAGUGGAAGUCGAGUAAUCCGAUUCAGCAAAAGGAUGGACUGAGGCAGAGUUUGCCGAGUUUUGAACUACAGGAAGUACUGACGGAUUAUUGUACUAGCAAAACUAAUACUGGUAAGCUACAAUAAGUACAAAAUUUUUUUUACUUGUAAAAGUAGUUUUGAUCUUUUUUAUAUUUUAAAACAUUUUCUUAAUACAGAAGUUUUAUUCACCGUAUUUUACCAUAAACCUAAAACAAUUGUUAAAACAUAAAAAUUAAAGUUUAAAAUUGCACCUUAUAGACAGUUUUUCUUAACUAAGAAGUAUAAAUGGUUAAUAUCGUACACUUUUCACUAUGUAGAACACAUUUUAAACAGUAGUGUUGACGUAUUGAAUAUAUUGUUAAAAAAGUUUUUAAAAAAUAGUUUUUUAUAGUUAAGUCAUAUCCUUAUAUUGUUGAGCACUGUAAUUAGAGCCGGGCGUUAGGGGCUAGAGAUUGGGGAUGAUCCGAGUCCUGUAAAGGAGCUGAACCUAAUUUUUCAACCCGGUCCACGAGCUGGAGCCUUUGUUUGAACCGCGGUUCUCGUUCCGCGUGUGGGCUUAGUGGUCCUUUCAGGCUGACUUUCUUUCAUAUUAAUAUCUGGACUAAAACUAUCCGCCCGGCACUGAUUGUUAAACGUUCUUUAAAAGGUAGUUAUUUUCACAUUUCAUAUGGUUUUUACUUUUAAAAAGUUUUAAAAAUAAGUUGGUUUUAAAGCUUUGCUUAAAAGCAUUGUGUUUGUCAUGGUUGUUCGUCCUUGCACCAGUAAAUUUGUAAACGUAAUGUGAUGUACUGUCUAUAGCUACAAAUUUCUUGCUAUUUUUACAUUUGAGUUUGCCGUGUUAUGGCUUAUAGUAAUUUAAAACACCAUGGUUUUAAAUUGUUGAGGUGUCACAAAACAGUUUUUGCACGAAAAAUUAACAAAAUUAAUCAAAAAUAACAUGUAAAAGAGAGGCUGCUAUGUUAUAAUACGCUUACGAGUGGUUGAAGUGAAGCUUUUUACUGUUUAGGUGAAUAUUCAUGUCUACGAACCAAAAUGAUACUGCGGAGAGAGUUCUCGUACUAUUUGUUACAGGUAAGAUUUUUGAUACUAUUUAGUACUAUAUAGUACGUUUUUACAGAUUUUGUUGUAUUACCCUACCCUACCCUACCCUACCCUACCCUACCCUACCCUACCCUACCCUACCCUACCCUACCCUAACCUACCCUACCCUACCCUACCCUACCCUACCCUACCCUACCCUACCCUACCCUACUCUACCCUACCCUACCUUAGUUUUAUCCUAGCCUCACUCAGCUCUAUUCAGGUUAUAAUAACUGCCACUUCUUUCAGCUAUACAUACCAUCGUGUAUGUUAGUCAUCGUAUCAUGGGUCAGUUUUUGGUUGGACAAGGACUCAGUGCCAGCUAGAGUUACAUUAGGAGUUACUACGUAAGUCAUAAACAUAUUUAUGUGUUAAUUCAAGUUUAGUCUACUUACAAUGACAACACAAAGUUCGGGUAUCAACGCUAAACUACCUCCAGUAUCAUAUACCAAGGCUGUCGAUGUGUGGAUCGGCGUUUGUAUGGCCUUCAUCUUUGGAGCUCUUUUAGAGGUAUGACUGGUCGAGUUUAUGGUCAGAAAUUUUUUCUUUGAAAAUUGAAAAAACUUUUUGUCAUUUUUUAUUAAAAACUAUGUUUUAGUUCGCUUUGGUAAACUAUGCAGCGCGAAAAGACAUAAGCGGCCAACAACGAAUGCCACGCUUCCGACAACAGCCACAACCACAAAUCAUGGACAAUAAUCAGUUCCAACCAAAAGUAAGCUAUCUUACACUAUUCUAACACAUCAUACCCUACCUUUUGCCUUGCCUUGCCUUGCCUUGCCUUGCCUUGCCUUGCCUUGCCUUGCCUUGCCUUGCCUUGCCUUGCCUUGCCUUGCCUUGCCUUGCCUUGCCUUGCCUUGCCUUGCUUUGUUUUGCCUUGCCUUAUUCUUGCCCUACCUUUGCCGUGUUUUUGUGUCACUCUUGCCGUAUUCGUGCCCCGCUCUUCCCCUGUUUCUAUCCCACUCUUGCUCUAUUCUUACCGGAUCUUUGCUUUACUCUACCUUAAUAAAGUUGCAAUAAAAUUAACUUACUCUACCUUCCUUUUCAGCCUGACUCAGCGCAAUUCCGCGGAAACGGCGGAGGCGCUUACGAGCCUCUAUACAGAACGGGUGAUACUGCUGAUGGUCAAACGACGUAUGGCCAUAAUAUGGUCAUAAACUACUCAACGCCAUCGGUAGGGUAUUGUACGCGGUUUUACACGUGUUGUUGUCGUAUCUUCGUUCGAAGGUACAAAGAGCGGUCGAAACGGAUCGACGUCGUUUCACGAUUGGUAAGUACUUGCUUUUUUUGAUAGAAUUUUUUUAAAAUACGACGGUUGUUCGUUUCUUUUUAAUUUUGAAUAUUUUUAAUUUAAAUUUAUUUAAAUUUAUUUCAACAAUAUUUUUUUAUUAUUUUAGGUAUAAAAGAAUAUUUUUAUCACAUUUUUAACUAAUUUACAUUGUAAUCUAAGGUUUUUAUUAUCAAGAAGUACUGAAAAACCGAUUUUAUUACUAUAGGGGACAUUUCAGAGCCCAAUUUGCUACUUGAAACAGAGUGCCAAAUUUGGCAGGAAUUUAAAAAUUUAAAAUUCAUAACAAUAUAUUUUUAUACAAGCCUAAAAUUAAGGUUUUAAAGAUUAAUUUAUGUACUUUUAAGUUGAGACAUAGCUCAUUAUUUUUCAUACAAACUAAUACUACCUAAAAUAACGUCCUCUCUAUUUUUAGGUCUUCCCAAUCGGAUACGCUUGUUUUAACGGUAAGUUUUGGCGUGGGCUUAUAACUAAUCCUGAUAAUCAUUGCAGUGUUAUAUUGGACUGUCUACUUGAUGUGAAUGCUCAAAUGGAUAUUGUUCAGGAGCUUCUGUGUGUGUUGCUUUGUACCCUUAAAUGUCGCUCAAUUAUUGCAUUUUUAAUCGAAUUUGGGUCCGGUGUUUUCAAAUUUUAAAAUUUAUUUUUAUUAGGUUGUUCAAACAAUUUUGAGCUCCUAACUCCGAAAAUUUGCUUUGCAAGGGGGCACAGAAUUAUUUGAACAACCUAUUAAUUAUUCCAAAAAUUUUUGUAAUUUUUAGUGUUAGGUUGUUCAAAUAAUUCUGAGCUUUCUGUCAACUCACAUUUAGGGUGUUAGGGGCACAGAAUUAUGUGAACAUAUUUUCUCAAAAUUUUUAUUUCAAAAAUUGCCUAUGAUAAUAUAAUAUUAUAAAGAUAACAAACGAACAUUGUUACCUCCGACUGAUAUUACUUGUUAUGUACAUGUUGUAAAUACAAUUAAAAAUUUACAUAGAGUGGCUUGAUUGAUUUAUGUUAUACUAUAUAUGUUAUGUUAAGUUGUUAGAAAGUCUUGUCGUUUUUAAGCGUUUGAAAGAAUGUGUAAAAAUGACAAAACUUUUUUAACGCUUUAUAUAUGGGUGGUGCUUUAAUAUAAUGCUGAUAUAUGUUGCUAUGAUAACUAAGAAUAUGUUAAUGAUUAAGAUUCUGUUGAAAAGAACAUAAAAACUUACAGUAAUUUAGUUGUACGCCUACCCUGUAAUAUAGAAUUUAUUACAAUAUAAUGUAAAAGACGUGACUAAAGUCAGGUACUAAACACAAAAAAACCAUACUUUUUGUAAAAUACGUAAGCCGUUACUAAAGUAUUACAUAAAACAUCCCAAUUAUUCAACCAAUUCUAGGCUAAGGCAAAACUAGCCGUAGUCAAAGCCGAGAAGACAAAAAUACAACAUAUAUAAGUACUAGUAAAAUCUAGUAUAGGACAACUAAUCUUAUAAAGUUUACUUGUUUAGGUGAGUACAGUUGUGCUCGUGUCAAACUGAUUCUUCGUAGAGAAUACAGGUAAGCCUUAUUUCAUUAUAAUUCCGAUUAUUACCUUUUAUUUCGUUUUUUUCGUAUAUUUUUGGCCCUAAAAUUUUUAAAUGCUACUUAAUGUUAUUAGCUAAAAAUUUGAAAGCUAGGUCAUCUGACAAAAGCUUUAAAAUUCCAGUUACUACCUUAUUCAACUGUACAUUCCAUGUAUUAUGUUAGUCGUUGUGUCGUGGGUCAGUUUUUGGCUGGAUAAAGACGCCGUUCCAGCUCGUGUUUCACUUGGAGUUACAACGUGAGUUAUAGUUUUGGACUCAAUACUAACACAUACGUAUUUUACAUUUUUAUGGCUCUUUACAUAAUUUUGGAAAAUUUCAAUUUUUGUAAUAAUUUUUAAUUUUGAAUGUUUAGUCUCCUUACCAUGACAACACAAGCAUCGGGUAUCAAUAGUAAACUACCGCCGGUAUCUUACAUCAAAGCUGUUGAUGUUUGGAUCGGUAUUUGUUUGGGUAUGUCAUAUACAAAGAUUUCGACCCUACCCUACCCUACCCUACCCUACCCUACCCUACCCUACCCUACCCUACCCUACCCUACCCUACCCUACCCUACCCUACCCUACCCUACCCUACCCUACCCUACCCUACCUUACCCUACCCUACCCUACCCUACCCUACCCUACCCUACCCUACCCUACCUUACCCUACCCUACUCUACCCUACCCUACCCUACCCUACUUUAUCUUGCCCCACUUUACUUUCCCAUACCCUACUUUAUCAAUAUAACUUUAGGCUUCAUUUUCUCGGCCCUCCUCGAAUACGCCCUCGUAAAUUACUACGGUCGAAAAGAGUUUAUGCGUAAAGAGCGUGGUAAAAAGCUUGGUGGUCUACAACAAAUGGCAGCCCAACUCCCCUCAUUAAUGGGACCUGACUGUCUUUGUCCGCCUUCAAUAGUACCAAACUCUCAUAUGAAUAUGAUGCACGAGAGUAUGAGUAUGAAUAUGUCUGGAUUAAACAAUAAUGAAGUACAUCCUCUAAGGCAACAUCGCCGAUCAAUGCGAUUAGAUUUGAGUGUUUUGAAUAGUCAACUACCUUUGAGGUCAAAGUUGAGGAAAAUGUUGGGCGAUGACUUGUCGAAGAGGGUCGAUAUCGUGUCUAGAUAUAUGUUUCCUGCUCUGUUUGUGUCGUUUUUGAGUAAGUUAUAGUCCAAAAUGUAAACUUUUUUAAAAAAUAUAUUAUUCUAAGCAAUGGAAUAGAUCAAAAUCUGAACUUACCCCUUUACUUUCAGUUUUCUACUAUUUCAAAUACUUUUACGCCAGUCGAAUGGAAAUGCGCAAAUAA
Molecule: messenger RNA, 5292 nt
Organism: Bursaphelenchus okinawaensis
Lineage: Eukaryota; Metazoa; Nematoda; Chromadorea; Rhabditida; Aphelenchoididae
Source: the annotation of a GenBank genome assembly